AUGGCAAGUGAAGGUGUGGCAAGUGAAAGUGUGGCAAGUGAAGGAAGACAUGAAGCUAGGGCAAAGUGGAAUGAAAUUCACAAGGCUCACCUAGUAAAGUUAUUAGGUGAGUAUAAUACUCAUGCGUACCGUUCACAAAAUGGAUGGACCAAAGAAGCAUGGAACAAGAUGGUACGUGACAUGAUAACCAAGUUUUCCAAUCCAAGUAUCACCACAAGCCAAGUCAAAGCAUUAGAGCAAGAGUUGAAAAAAACUUACAAGCUUCUAAAAGGGUUUUCUGAAUUAAGUGGGUUCGGAUGGGAUUAUGAAAGACAUAUUGUGUACACUCCUGAUGAUGUUUGGGCACCACUACUAGAGAGGAAUAGAGAUGCAAGGAAGUGGCAUACUAGACCGUUUCCAUAUUUUAUGCCAUUGCAGGAGGUUUAUGAGAGGAGAUAUGCUGAAGGCAAACGAUCUCGUGGUAUAGAAGAUUAUGAAGAUAUCUCCCAAUCACCAGUGCACACCCCAACUCCAAGUGUUUUUACUCCAAACGAUUCAAGGCAACAAUCACCUACACACAAGACUGAGGAUGAUGGUAUCAUGCAAGUGUUACCACCUAGUUCUCAACCACGGAAUCCUCACACUCAAAGUUCAAGCAAUGAAAUUCUAUGGGGACUAAGAGAUCAAGAUGGACAUAGAAGAAAAAGGGAGCGAAAAGGGAAAAAGCCGCAAGAUUCAUCAUUCAAUAUGGAUAAAUACAUUGCAUUUCGAGAGCGCGAGAACAAAGAAUAUCUUGAAGUUCUCAAGGGCACUCAAGUAGUGGAGAAACACACAAUAGAAGAUUGCAUGAAGGUGUUUAAUGAAAUGAGUGCCAUUUUCACUGAAGAAGAAAUGUUCAAAGCUACCCAAAUUUUCAUUAAAGAUAAGAGUUAUCGUGAACUCUUCUUAUGUCUUCAGGAAGAUCAUAAAGUGCCAUGGCUCAAAAUGAUGUUCUCUAAAAUUGAGUAG
Messenger RNA from Dioscorea cayenensis subsp. rotundata (Guinea yam), 987 nucleotides. RefSeq lists its product as uncharacterized. Bases 1 to 987 code for a protein of 328 amino acids. The record is from RefSeq and is a predicted model, not a curated record. The transcript has 3 exons. Lineage: Eukaryota; Viridiplantae; Streptophyta; Magnoliopsida; Dioscoreales; Dioscoreaceae.